AUGGAAGUGGAGAUUUUCGACCGGUUUGCCGGCGUUCUUACUACACUUCGUCAUGAAAAUGGCAACAUUACACCACGAAUAAUAAAGGACGUCUACAGCCUUUUGGAUUACGCACUCGCUAAUCGUCUGUAUAAAUUUGUAGUUGAUAGCACAUGGGGGCCUUUGAGCUCCGUGGUGCAUAAUUAUAUUAUGAUUCGUGCUGAGAAGAACAAGCAAACCAUAGAGCCAAUGGCCUACAAGCUUGCUUUUUCAUUUUUCUUCAAGCAAGGAGCUUACCAAUAUGCUUCCGGGGCGAUGAUGCGUCUAGCAUCUCUUUGUCUUGAGCAGGCAAUUAUUUUAACAAGUGAUACUGACAUAUUCGACGGCGAAAAGGCCAACAGCCAACUCGAGGACGAGAUCCGAAAUUUGCUACUAGAGUCCCAGCGCUCCCUUGCGAUAGCUGCGAAUAUUGUUGGGGUGUUAUCGCAUGCGUCGUACUUCGUAAAAAAGAAUAUCUUGCCCGAUUUUAUAGUGGGAGCCAAAUGGGGAGUGUCCAAGCAGUCCCAGCAUUUCCUAGCUAAGUCGGUUUUACAAGAUGUCCAGACAGCAAAUAUUAACAAGCACGAAGCAGAAGUCAUCCUAGAUAACUUUCACCUGUUUCAACAGGACGAGUUUGAGUGGACCGUUGGGCAGAUUAGACGGGAAUUUGUGAAGGUUAGCGCCAUGACAGACCUGUCGACUCCAAGCAGAAGGGGGUAUAUAUCGUCUGACGGAAUAUCUAUACUAGCAGCUUCCGUUAAUCAGGCGUCGUGCUGCUGCAGGCCCUCACAAGUGCUUCAGCUUUCUGUCACAGAGCUCCUUGACUGCCUGGCUCGGCGAGGCGACAUAGAAGAAGCUCUAUCCAUCUGCAGAGCAUUCAAUAUUGGACCCAAUAUUGUGCUUCAGACAUUGAUCAAUCACAUAAUUUUACUACUAGAUAGUAUGAUGAACAUAAAGGAUGAUGCUCAGUCGUACUUUAUGAACACGUUCUUUCAGAUUAAGCACCUCCUUACAACCACUACUGUCCACACAUAUAAGGUUAAGGGGGUGGAGCAAUGUCUAGAGACCCAGCUCAAACAACAAAGCAUCACCAACAAUGAGAUAAAGGAAAUUCGCGAGCGCUUCAUAUGUGAGCUGGAGACAUGCAGAGCAAUCCUUUACGACAUUUUAGGCUACUUUUCCGACGAAAACGGGUUUCUCUUACCGGAGUUCUGUAACAACUGUGAUCAAGCAUUCUGUGGCUCUAACCUCUUUGCAGAGAUCUUGAUAAGCGCACUUGUUGCUAGCAGAAAGCAUGAGUCCAAGGACGAGACCCGCUUGUCUUCGAGCCCCACUGAGUUGCUUAAGCUGCUGAAUCUAUUACUAGACGGGCUAAUAGAGCGCGCAUCUUAUGAGCACAAGAACCUGUUUGAACUUUAUAUAGAGAGGCUUGGCUUAAUGGACGAGUUUAAAGUCCAGCUGAGCAGGUUAUCUACGAUCCGUCCAACAGAUGAGAAUAGAGUUAUCUUUGCAUAA
This is a messenger RNA of Giardia duodenalis, 1533 nucleotides long. RefSeq lists its product as uncharacterized. NCBI's taxonomy places the organism in Eukaryota, Fornicata, Diplomonadida, Hexamitidae. The transcript has a single exon. The record is from RefSeq and is a predicted model, not a curated record. Bases 1 to 1533 code for a protein of 510 amino acids.